Molecule: messenger RNA, 621 nt
Organism: Raphanus sativus (radish)
Lineage: Eukaryota; Viridiplantae; Streptophyta; Magnoliopsida; Brassicales; Brassicaceae
Exons: 2
Coding region: 1-621 (206 amino acids)
Source: RefSeq, a predicted model, not a curated record
AUGGUGAAGAGAAAGGGGGAAACUUGGCGAUUGGAAGAGGCCAAUACGGAGGAGAAUCGGGUUUCAGUACCGAGGGAAGAAGAUACCUUAAAUGAUAUAAAUGUUCUUGAUCGUUCACCUGUUUUUGAUGACAUAAUUAACGGUCAAGCUCCGCAAGUCACUUACUCCGUCAAUGGAAGAGAGUAUCGUUUGGCUUAUUAUCUCACCGAUGAUAUUUAUCCGAAAUGGGCAACUUUUAUCCAAUCUAUUCCACUACCACAAAGCCCGCAAGCAGUUUUAUUUGCUAAACGUCAAGAAGCUGUCCGAAAAGAUGUCGAGCGUGCUUUUGGAGUCUUGCAAGCUCGCUUUGCUAUUGUUAAAGUUGGAAAGAUUAUGAGAGCAUGUAUCAUAGUCCAUAACAUGAUAGUAGAAAAUGAACGAGAUGAUAAUAUAGUAGUAGACGAACAAGAUGUAUACACUCAUUAUGAUGUUUCAGGGUUCCAACAAGGAGAAGACACUGUCGAUCUCAUGUUUUCUACAGAUACCCCUUCAAGGAUCGCCGAUAUGAUGCAUAUGGAAACUACAAUUCGUGAUAGACAAAUGCAUCAACAACUGAAAGCUGAUUUGGUUGAAAAUAAAUGA